AUGAAUUUAAAGCAGACUCGGGAAAAUCAGACAAAAAUAAAAGACUUGAUUUCAACAUUUGGGUUGGAAAUCAGGUACCUAGGUAGAGAUAGCAUGGAGGGGUUCAUUGAACCCUUCAUAGGUGGUGCAGGAAAUUUUUUCUGUGUUCCUAGGAUGUGGAGUUGAUGGGGGAAAGUUGGGUUCUGUCGGGGGUCUUCUAUGUAAAAUUCAGGAGAUGGUUUCGAAAAAUUAUAAAAAGUCUAAGAAAAUUUUUUUUCCAUGCACCAUCGACUCUGUAUCCUAUUAAGGUUGGUCAGUUCGAA
Molecule: messenger RNA, 302 nt
Organism: Meloidogyne enterolobii
Lineage: Eukaryota; Metazoa; Nematoda; Chromadorea; Rhabditida; Meloidogynidae
Source: the annotation of a GenBank genome assembly